AUGAUGAAGAACCCUCUCUUUUCUCUGAAAAGUGUUCUUGUUACCUGGCAGAGCUCCAGCCCUUCCUUGGUGAUUGAUAUCCUCUUCGCCAUCUCAUGUGGACUAUUGCUUUUCCUCCUAUUACUCCCCUGCUUGGAGAGUGAUCUAUCCUUACCACCACCUAGGAAACACAGAAACAUCAGGAAGCGCCCAGUGGAGCCGAGGUGGAGGAGCAGGAAGAAAAGUGGAGCUUUGAAAGCCUGCAGAGAGUGCCUGCAAGAAAUAGGAGAGGCGCGGCGCCUGAUUUCUCUUCUGCAAAGCCACCUAGGGAGACUCUCAGACAAAGGCAGCUUUCCUCAGCAUUCUUGUCAAGACCCUCCUGGUAAGGUGUACAAAGCAGCAGCCACUGGAGCCAACCAGCCUUGCUGUGUGCCUGUGGAAAAUGCUGGCCCUGCCAUGCCCACAUCAGCUUCCCCAGCUCUCCUGACCAUCUAUCCUCUGCCACUGGCCUCCAGCCUAUCAGCAGAACAUCAAGACACACCUGACUUGAUGAGAAUCCCUCUGGGUACUGUUGUAAAGAGCUCACCUCAAGGUAACUCCUUUUUGGCAUCUCCCAUCACAACCAUCUCAGCCCUUGGCUGCUCAAGCUAUCCCAUGAAGUUCUUAUCCUGGUGGUGGGUGACUACCAAGGCCUUGUUCUUCCCCACGUCAUCACAAUGUGAAUCCCAGCAAGAGCACCUAUCCUACCACCCACCUGAGGCCUUGUUCUGGGGGAACACCAGGGACAGGCAGAUAGAGACUGGUAGCCCCUCAUUCGUCAACCCUGAUGUCCAUAAGAUGCUGGAGAUAGUGAUCACCAAGAAAGCAGAACUGAAGGUAUGGAAGGAGAGAGAAAAAGAUGUGUCAUUGUCAAAACAAAAUGGCUCAGACUACCACCUGAAGUCUUUGGGGAAUAUGUGGACAUCAUUGGGUGCCAAACAUGACUCCGCAAUCCCCCAACCCUUCUGGAGCAUGAAGGACAUAAAAGAGCAGAUGCCCAGUCCCCAGCAGUUCUCACAUCGCCAGCUCUUGGGGCACCAUCUACAGCAAAAAUGCAGCCAGCUCUUCUGGGGUCUCCCUUCCCUGCACAGCGAGUCCCUGGUGGCUACCUGGGUUGCUAGGGGCUCUUCUUACCCACAGCCUCUUUCAGUUUUAUUCAAUGGCAUAUGUAACCACUGCUCAGCUCCAAUUCAGCCUAGAACAUCUUCAGGGCUUUCACAGGCUUUACUUUUGCCCCUCCCUGAGGCCCAACCACAACCUUUGACUGGCAACUUGCCCCAGUCCCAGCCCCUACCUCUGGCUCAAAUUCAGUCCCAGGCCCAUCUCCUACCCUCCGUCCCAAUCCAACCACCUUCUCUGCCCCAGAUGAGCACCUCUGGGGUAUCUUGCCCUUCAGCUCAGAAUAAGGUACAAUAUUUCAUCCCACCUGAUGUUCAAAAUCUGGAAUUGAAAAGGGAGAGGGAUUUACUCUCUGUGACCAAAAGAUCUCAGGAAAUCUUUAGCCAACCUACUCCCAAACUUUCCCAGGAUAGUAGGACCUCCCGUAGUCACAGGAGAGUUUCCAUUCUUCACAGGAACUUUAUCAGCAAAAAUCUCCAGAAGCAACAUCUUCAAAAGAGGCUCAUCACAAAAAAACAACAGGGUGGCCUGCACUUCAGCGUCCAAGUGUCUCUGGAAAUGAUGCAGGCUCAGAGCCAAUUCCCAGGGGUGUGUCAGGCACAGGACAAGCAGGGGCCUUUGCAGGACUCACAGAAGAUGGAGUCCAGGUACCACAGAAGAUCCCAUAGGAAGGACCAACUAGGGAAGGACUUUCGCAGGGCUCUACAGCAAUAUAUGAUGAGGAUCCCAAAAGUUCUCUCCAGAGGCUCAAACACCUUCACAGUGAAGGCUCUGAAAAUAAAUUCUAAGAAGAAAUCAGAAAGGAACUUGAAGCCAUCAAAGAGUGAUUUAGGAACUUGCUUAUACACAGGCCCAGAAAACAAACAUGUAGAAAAAAUCUUAAAAGCCCAUUUGGACAGGAAGUUAGAACAGAUCAACAAAGGUUUGAUCCCUGUGAGUGUGGGUAGAUCCUGGCUUGCUGCCAGCCAUGUUUUUCCCAAGUGCCACACUCACACGGAAGCCAGAAAUCAAGCAUCCUUAAAGGGUCAGGAACAUUACCUAAACACCUCCUGUGAGCUUCCCUUCCUCAGUCCACUCACUCGACAGGUACUGGAAGCACAUAUGAUAAGGUUUCAGGUAAGACAUAGGUUGGGCCCGUCCCUCCAGGCCUUUGAGGCCAUAAAUCUCAUACUUCAUGAGACACAAUAUUUGACCCUUCCACAAGCCUGCUCCUCCACUUCAGCUGUCUGUGUAUUUGGGGUCCACUCAAAACACAAGUACACCACAGUCUUGGGAAAAUCCCCUCAUCCCUUUUUAGGAGAAAAAAUGAUAACAAAAAAGCCAUUGUUUACCCCAGCAGGUCCCCUUUCCAUCACAUCACCUAUGUCUGAGGAAAUCCAGAAGACCAUGGAAGGGACACCUUCUGGUUAUGGCUAUGGGCUGUCAGAGGCCCUUCAGAGUAGACAGGAGGGUAGGCCACCUCCUCAGUCCCUCACUCUCAGCCUCAUGGGAAAAAUCUGGCAAAUGGGGGCUGUCAUAGGCAUUGAAGAAAGAAGUGUGGAGCCAAAUCCAAGUUCAGCAGUAGCUGGGAAUGAGGUAAGGGAAGGGAGAAGGGCAAUACUAGAGAUGAACUUAGGAUCCCAAUCUUCAAGGGAUGAAGAGGCCAGGGAUGCAGUGGAGGAUGAGGAGACUCCUGCUUCGGAAGUCAUUGUGGAACCCAGUAUGCUGGCAAAUUCCCAAACCAUUAAUAUGGGUAUGAGGAAAUCAGAGUCUCUAGUGCCUGAUGAAAGUUCUUCACCUACAAAGUCAGUUGCCCAAGAUCUAGAAGAGCCAAACCUUAAAAAAGACAUUGCUAGUAAGUUUGAGCUCCAGGGAAAGGUAGAGUCAGAGAACCAGCUUCAAACCCUUGCCACCAGCUUGCUUCUUCAAGACUGUCACACUGAUGUCAUCCUUCAAGAGAAUGCAACCAACAUGUGCCUCCAAGAUUGUGCCACCAGUGUGCUCCUCCAAGACCCUCACAAUGAUGUACUCCUUGCUGCAGACAUUGCAGCUUCUCACAGGUCACAGAGGGAAAAUACCAGUGGGGACAUGCCAGCUGCCCAGGUGCCAUAUGACCUCAUAUUGAGUGGACAGAGCGGCGAGGGGCAGCAAGAGCCCAGGAUGCCAAAACUUAAGGACCCAUUUCUAAGUCAAAGUAAAAUGUUUGUCCCCACUGAUAGGAGGGAAAAUGAUAGGAGACCCAACCCAGGAGAGCACAGUGAAGGGUUGGCAGAACUGAGAACCUCACAGACCAGUGGGAUAAAAAACCCUCCCCAGGUCAGGGAAAUAGGAGGUACUCUUGGGAGCAAAUACCUCCAACUCCUGCCAGAGAAACGACAGGUUUUUCCAGAAAGCCACUUCAGAAAAAAGGUAAGGCACUCUCCACAGUAUCUUAACCCCAAUAAAAAGGGCAAAGGACAAGAACCUCUCCAAGAAGGCAAACCUGUCUCAACCGUUGCCCAGAGCCAGGAACCAGUCAAAAGCAGAUCAGUUAUGGACAAUGCACCUGUUGAAGCCCAGGUGAUCGUGAGAGCAGUUGGACAAAUCCUGGUGGAGAAAUUAGGACUUCAUCAAGGACUUCAUGCUAAGGAGUUAAAUCAACACAAAAAACAAUCCCAGGUCUCAAUAGGUGGUGGUUCCUGUUACCACAAGUUUCUCUCCUCUUCAAAGCAGAGAAGAGUGAGGACAUAUGGCCUACAGUCACCAAGCCACCCCCAAUGCCCACAACUGCUCUAA
Molecule: messenger RNA, 3891 nt
Organism: Pteronotus mesoamericanus
Lineage: Eukaryota; Metazoa; Chordata; Mammalia; Chiroptera; Mormoopidae
Product: spermatogenesis-associated protein 31E1-like
Source: RefSeq, a predicted model, not a curated record